Molecule: messenger RNA, 1642 nt
Organism: Pyrenophora tritici-repentis Pt-1C-BFP
Lineage: Eukaryota; Fungi; Ascomycota; Dothideomycetes; Pleosporales; Pleosporaceae
Product: mitochondrial 37S ribosomal protein mS47
Biological process (GO): L-valine catabolic process
Cellular component (GO): mitochondrion
Molecular function (GO): 3-hydroxyisobutyryl-CoA hydrolase activity
Source: RefSeq, a predicted model, not a curated record
AACCGAGCUCUGCAAGUUGCAUCAUCGUCGCGCGUGCUGAUCAGAUUCACCACAUCAUGUCGCUCCGUACACUUACAAGGACAUCGCUCAAUUGCGUCCCACGGAUACCAGCAGCCAGAAGUAUGCCAUUGCGCGCAAACAUCACAAACCCUGCCUGGAUGAGCGGGUCAAGAAAAUACGCCACACCGACCGCUGACCUAUUAAAAGCUCAAGAGGACGAUGACCCCGACGACGUCAUUUUCACUAACAACUACGGCGUCCGCAGCAUCGAGCUCAACCGGCCCAAGAAACUUAACUCGCUCAAUGGCUCCAUGGCCCGCAAGAUCAUCCCGCGAUUGCAAGAGUGGGCCAAAUCAGAACUAGCAGGCGUCGUAAUAAUCAAAGGCAAUGGCCGCGCUUUCUGCGCAGGUGGUGAUGUCGCGGCGCUGGCCAAAUGGAAUCAACAAGGUCCAAAGGGACAGCAAAGGAGUUCAGACUACUUUGGGCUGGAAUACAAGCUGGAUCAUAUGAUUGCAACAUACAAGAAGCCAUACGUUGCCUUCAUGGACGGCAUCACCAUGGGUGGAGGUGUUGGUCUGUCAAUACACGCCCCUUUUCGAAUCGCAACCGAAAACACCCUCUUCGCCAUGCCCGAGACCACGAUUGGCUUCUUUCCAGACGUCGGCGCAUCCUUUUUUCUCCCACGUAUGGAAGGCGCUCUCGGAACAUACCUGGCACUCACAUCGGAGCAACUCAAAGGCGUAGAUGCUUUCUACCACGGCGUCGCUACUCACUAUAUUCAUUCGUCCACUCUUCAACAACUGGAGGCCCGCCUCGCUGAACUUCAAUUCCCAGACUACAUGUCUCUCAAUGAGCGCUUCAAAAUCAUCAACGCCACAAUUGAAGAAUUCAGCACCGGCCUCCCCGCAGAACGGCCCCAAAUUUCUGGCGAGUUACGCCGCACGAUUGAUAGCGUCUUUCAUGUUGAUCAGCCAAACAUAAAAACCAUUAUGGAAUCUCUAAACCAAGUCCAGUGUGAGGCCACUAACCCCGAGAUUCAAAAAUGGGCGGAUAAGACCUUCCAAACUAUCAAUAGCCGUUCGCCCAUCUCUGUUGCAGUAACCCUUUUGCAGAUGCGUGUUGGCCGUCAAUGGUCCAUCGCUCAAGCCUUCCAAAAAGAAUACGCAAUUGCCUCGCAGUUCAUGGCACACCCCGAUUUCGUCGAGGGCGUGACAGCACGACUCAUCGAGCGAAAGAAGGAGCGCCCAAACUGGAAACCAAACACUAUAGAAGAGGUCAAGCAGAAGGAUGUUGAUGCUUUCUUCGCUAACAGCCAUAAUGCACCACUGCCAUUGAUCACUCAGGACGAUUACCAAGAAUAUCCACACGCGUGGAUUGGACUGCCAAGAGAAGAGGAGAUCCUUAGGGAGGCUGGAAGUAACAAAAGUGAAGAGGUUGUGGCCAGGUUGUUGGAAAAGUACGAGGGAAAACAGGGGGUUAGGGAGAAGAUCGCCGAGGUAUUGGAAAGACAUCAGCGUUAGAUGGACCAAGCGGGGUAAUGGGCCUUGAGAAACCCACGCCCCUGGUAUGCAUGUAAGAUACAAAAAGUCGGCCUUCGUUUACAAAACGUUGAGUCAGUAUAUCAAGUCUCCUCUGGCUUCCC